AUGCGUCAGCUCGCAGCCUACGGUGUCGAUCAGGCCACGGCAGUCCAACACCGCGCCUCCUUGUUGAGUUGCGUAAACAUCGCCUACUCAACGUACACCUAUGGACGCAUUAGAGUGAAACAGACAUACGCUGUUGCGGAAUGCGAAAUGAGACAGUUCCUUUUGGCUUCCCAUGACAAAAAGACUGGCAUCGUCCUUAACAUGCUUGUAAAUUCUGAUGUCUCGGACGAGGCGUUUAACACCGGAGAUGCACAAAUUGCUAGGGAUGUGUAUGUCAUUCGGUAG
Dibothriocephalus latus is the source of this 285-nucleotide messenger RNA. The record is from the annotation of a GenBank genome assembly. Lineage: Eukaryota; Metazoa; Platyhelminthes; Cestoda; Diphyllobothriidea; Diphyllobothriidae.